This is a messenger RNA of Cajanus cajan (pigeon pea), 907 nucleotides long. RefSeq lists its product as uncharacterized. NCBI's taxonomy places the organism in Eukaryota, Viridiplantae, Streptophyta, Magnoliopsida, Fabales, Fabaceae. The record is from RefSeq and is a predicted model, not a curated record. Gene Ontology annotation, molecular function: protein-disulfide reductase activity. Gene Ontology annotation, cellular component: cytoplasm.
CCAAAUAAAUUGAAAACCAGCACAGGGCAGGUGCUUAUCCACAAGUAUAAGAGUGCAUUCAUUUUCCACACUGUUUGUCUAACUAAAGUUACACAAAAGCAACAUGGCCAUGGAGAACUGUUUAAGACUAACCACUGUAGCCACAACCACACCCCAAUGCCUCUCUCCAUUCUUUCCAACUUCAAGGGAAAAGCUUGUUUUCCCAACUCAAACAGGUUUCAAGAAAUCCAUGCUAAACUCAAAAGUGUCAUACCCAUCAUCUCUUUAUUCAACUGGUGCUACCUACAAAAAAUCCCGUUUUGUUUGCAAAGCUCGUGAAGCAGUAAAUGAAGUUAAAGUAGUGAAUGACUCAAGCUGGAACAACCUUGUCAUUGCAAGUGAUACCCCCGUGCUUGUGGAAUUUUGGGCACCAUGGUGUGGGCCAUGCAGGAUGAUAGCACCUGUUAUCGAUGAGUUAGCGAAGGAAUAUGCUGGAAAAAUUGCAUGCUACAAGCUCAACACAGAUGAUUCUCCAAACACAGCAACACAGUACGGCAUCAGAAGCAUACCAACAGUUCUGUUCUUCAAGAAUGGAGAGAAAAAAGAAAGCAUAAUUGGUGCAGUUCCUAAGUCUACUCUGUCAGCAACAGUGGAAAAAUACGUUGAUUCAUAAACUGAGAAAAUGAUAAUAGUGGCCUGCAUUACAAUGCCAAAAAUGAAAGGACGGGAAUGAGAGAAGUGAUAUUACUGACGCUGCAAAUUUCAUUCUCUUCCAUUUUUUUCCAUGCCAUAUAUGGCUGUUUAUUAGUUUAAGGACCAUCUUUUCAUCUAUAGUUUGACACAUGAAGUAAUACUUGUACCCUUUUUUUUCAUUUUGUAAAGGUUACAUUGGAUAAACAGACUUCAUUCAAUGUUUGAAUGUUGAUUA